AGACCUUCUGUCAUUGUUUUUAUACAGGUCUUCGUGCGUCGCACAUGCAGCAUGCCUACGACUUCUACAAACCUGACAUGGUGUCAGAGUACCCGGUGGUGGACGGCAAACUCUCCAUCCAGUGUUACCUGGGAGCGCUGGACAGGUGUUACAGACUCUACAAGCACAAGGUGCAGACUCUGGAAGAAGGUCGCACGUCCCCCCUGACCCUUGAAGACAUUGACUACUGCCUGUUCCACACUCCUUACUGCAAGCUGGUGCAGAAGUCAUUUGCAAGGCUCUACUUCAACGACUUCUUAGACGCUGCCAAGGACGACCCCAAGUACACGGGCCUGGAGGCCUUCAGGGACUUGAAGUUGGAGGACACAUUCUUCAACAAGGAUCUUGAGAAAGCCUUUGUGAAUGCCAGUAAGGAGUUGUUCAACAGUAAAACCAAACUGGCCCUGUUGUUAGCAACACAAGUGGGAAACAUGUACACACCAUCCCUGUACUCUGGGCUGGCUUCUCUACUGUAUAGCAAAUCCGCUGCUGACCUUGCUGGUAGGAGGGUCGUGUUCUUCUCCUACGGCUCCGGCCUGGCGUCCGCCAUGUUCUCCGUCCGAGUAUCCCAGGAUGCCGCGCCAGGCUCGCAGCUCGAGAGGAUCGUCGGGAGCUUCUCCGACCUCCAGGCCAGAAUAGACUCGAGGAAGUGUUUCUCACCUGCAGAGUUUGCUGACAUGAUGAAACUCAGGGAAGACACCCAUCAUCUAGCGAGAUACACACCUGUAGGGCCUGUACAGGACCUGUUCCCAGGUACCUGGUACCUGACACACGUGGAUGAGAUGCAUCGCAGACAGUACAGCCGCACACCUGUGGCACUCCGCGCAGGUGUCCGGGACAGCGUAGACACACCCGCCUCCGAAACACCACAUAUAGAGGGUUCCUCCCUACCUCAGAAGAAAUCCCAGGCCUCGUCAGACCCCACACCCAGCACAUCUUCAUCCUUCGACGGGGAGGUUUGAGGGCACGCAGAGACGUGUAGACGUCUUAGAUAAUUGUUCUUGAUUACUCUGUCAAAGUUUUGUUACAUUUGGGAAAAGUUUUUAUAGGUUUAGAAAAUGUAAUGAAGCUGUUGUAUGGAAGGCCAUGUUGAAUUGAUAACAUGUUGAUGACAUCAAGAAGCACACCAAUUUUGGACAUUUCCCAGAAAAAAGUUUAUCGGCCAUACUGUAAAUCAUGCAAAGCAUGUGGGAAAAUGGACAGAUAUAUGUAAAAAUGGAUUAUAUACUAAUAGUAGAAUACCAGAGUCAGUUCUAAAUGUGAAAGAAAUGAAUUUGAAAGAAAUACAUGUAAAAUUAAUGUGAAUUAAAGAAAUAAAUGUGAAAGAAUGGCAUUUUCAAUGUAAUUAUCUUGACCACUAAAGAUUUCAUAAUUUUUUUAAAAAGACAACUUUAGAAGGGGGGUUCCUAGGGAAAGUCAUCCAUAUAAUCAAAUCAACAUGGCCUAAUAUUAAUACUUAUAGAUAUGCGCACAGAUUCUCUAAAAACUGUCAGGACUUCAGCAACAGCCAUAGAAGCAAGUCAAUGGAGAGCCAUUAAGUACCCUUCAGCCUGCUAGGGUAACCAUUCGGCACCGGAUUUGUGUUGAUCAGGAAUUAAGGCAGCACAAAGAGGGUUAAAGAAUUAUCAUGUAGGAAUCAGAUUGUGAAGGAAAGCAACAUAAUAUCAGUAAGGCUGGUGCAAAAUUAAACUUGAAGUAGAUUAUGAAUUGUUUGUGAAUGAUCCAUGAUUUAUAAAAUCAAUCCCACCGACUACAGUUAUUAUAUACUGUAACUAGAACAGGACACUGGUGCAGUAUUAUUCAAGGACUAAAGAAAAUUGGUUUAUAUUCCAUUGGAUAAUAUCCUCAGGACUCCUUGAACCGUAUGAAACUUAUUUUGCUUGACAAUGAAAGUUCUGAAGUGACACUUCUUUGGUGUGUGUUUUAAAAUGGUGUUUCUUUUGUGGUAAGCUCAAUGUUGCAUUUCAUUGGCUUCUCAUAUGUUUUACUUAAAAACUUAAAUUUCAUUCCCAAAGAAAUAACUAAUCAAGCAUUUUAAUUGGAGCUCUUACAAUUGAAUAAAAGAUAGCAAGUUGUACAGCAAGUCAAACUGUACAAAAAUGUA
Molecule: messenger RNA, 2143 nt
Organism: Branchiostoma floridae (Florida lancelet)
Lineage: Eukaryota; Metazoa; Chordata; Leptocardii; Amphioxiformes; Branchiostomatidae
Product: hydroxymethylglutaryl-CoA synthase, cytoplasmic-like
Exons: 7
Coding region: 45-1001 (318 amino acids)
Biological process (GO): acetyl-CoA metabolic process
Molecular function (GO): hydroxymethylglutaryl-CoA synthase activity
Source: RefSeq, a predicted model, not a curated record